AUGAAUGAUCAAGAAGGUAAUCAAACAAAUAAUAAUAUAAAUGAAUUACGUGCUGAUGUUGCUGCAACAACAGACGUUUUGAAAGUAACAGUUGAAAAAUUAGUUCAACGUGGAGAUAAUCUAGAUGCAUUAAAUAAUCGAGCUGAAACAUUAAAUUCAACAUCAUAUCAUUUUCGUGGUGCAGCAAGACGAGUAAAUCGACGUAUGAGAUGGCAAAAUUAUAAAUUAACUAUUUUUAUGAUUUUUGUUGUACUCUGUAUAAUUGGUUUUAUUAUACUGAUGGCUCUUCAUCCAUGGAAAAAAUGA
Molecule: messenger RNA, 306 nt
Organism: Rotaria sp. Silwood1
Lineage: Eukaryota; Metazoa; Rotifera; Eurotatoria; Philodinida; Philodinidae
Source: the annotation of a GenBank genome assembly